Molecule: messenger RNA, 3172 nt
Organism: Pantherophis guttatus
Lineage: Eukaryota; Metazoa; Chordata; Lepidosauria; Squamata; Colubridae
Source: RefSeq, a predicted model, not a curated record
AAGGCUUCCUGCAGCCCUUUGCCAGCGGAAAUGGAGCUCGGGGAGGCUGUGUGUGGCACGCCCGGGUUAAGUUUUUGCUGGCAGGGGCUGCAGGAAGCCUUCGCGGCUGAAAACGGAGCCCGGGCAGACCAUGCGCAGCCUCCCCGAGCUCCAUUUUCGCUGGCAGAGGGCUGCAGGAGGCCAUCACAGCGGAAACGGGGCCUGGGAGGGCCGUGCGCAGAUACCCCGCAGGCCAGUCCUUCGCUCUUUGCGGAGCAGCUCCACGGGCCGGAGUUCGACAGCCCUGCCCUAGCUGCUUGUCUCAGCUUACCAGGCUCAUGGAACGCAAUCCAAGGGCCGCAGGAAUUCUGGUGGAACACAGGUGUAGAAUGCGCUAGGGCGAAAUGCAAAUGGUAUGAAGAAACCAGGGCAAAAGAAUGGUAGCAGAGGAAUGGUAGCAGAACUCCACUCCAGGAGCUGUUGAAAAGGCGAGAUGCCCUCCAAAAUAACCUGUGAGAGAAGCUCCCCUGUUGUGACCAGAGGCCUUCAACGGAGGAGAACUUCACAGCAGCCCCAGUCUGAAUCAACGAUGGAAAACAUCGAAGGGGGUUUCCAUCCAGCUACACCCUGGCAGCCAGAGGCCACCCAGAUGCAGCAAGAGAUCCCAGGGGCCGAGCCAGGCAAUGUUGGAGAAGGCUUCUUCAGCACUGACGAAGAGGGGGCAGAAGGACCAGAUGAAAGCCUGGACAGGCAAGUGGCUGAGAUGUCAGAAGAGGAGUGCCGAGCAGCGCUGGCCUCCCUCCUGAAGACAAGGGCAGCGGCCAGAAAGAGGCCUGAGGAGGCAGCACCAGAGAUGCCUGCCAUCCCGGUAAGGACUCCCCUGCCUGAUCUCUCCAAGAUGGCGCCUGCCGCCAGAGAGACUGCCCCCCCACCCAGUUUCCCGCCAAACAAAAUGGCCGCCAGGCCACUUCCGGAGGCAACUUCCUCCAAGAUGGCUGCUCCCCUGGGCACUUUGCCAGCACCACGAGCCAGGCCAUCCCCAGCCCCACAGCCCAGGCCUACAACGCCAGCCAGUCAGUUCAGCCUUCCAGCGGCCCAGAGGACCACUCCGAACCCACAAGCCCCUCGCCAGGCCCUGCCUGCCAUGGCAAAUAUCAAAGAGGCCAUAGAGGCCCUGGUCGCUGCCCUGGAACUUAUGGAGCAACCACCCACUGGCCCCCCCGAGGCCCCAGACCCAGCUGCCCACUCAAGGAGGGCCCCAAAUCCAACCUCCCACCCCCGGAGGAACCCAGAUGGACCUGCAGCCUCCCACCCCCCACUGCAGAGGCGCUCACCAUUCACUGAAUGCUCCAGGGAGGCCCCGGCUGAGGCCUCCGCACCUUUCCGGCCCUGCUGGGAUGAUCCGGAGCUGCAAUCCUGCUCCUCUGAUGGAGAAGAGGAGAUCCAGAGACAUUUCCAGGCCUACCCAGCCCAUGGACCUCAUCUGAUGGGCCUCCAGUCUCCUGAAAGAUCUCCAGGCCUUCUCCCCACUCCUCCAAGGCUUCCCCACCACAUCGCUGAUGUCCGGGCCUAUUCUGAGGCUCCAGCCAGACCUGACUUCAGAGCUCAGAGAGGGAGAUCGGAGCUCCAACAAGAAAAGGCUUUGGAGCAUGCUCCAUUUCCUGCACGUGCCCAGUUGCUUCAAACUACAGAAGGACUACAAAAAGGAGCCAGACCUAAGCAAUCGAUCCCAGGCUUAGGGAUCCCAAUGCCAUUCACAACAGGCUCUUUUCAGCCAUUUGAACAACUCCCCAUGCAGUUUAAUGGCAAUAAUUUUGUAACUUUGCCAAAUAAUUUUGAAAAACUACAUUUAAGUGGUCAGAAUUUUAAAAAAUGGUGUAAAGAGAUUCAGAUAAUUCUCUUAAGAGAAAAUACUCUGGACAUGAUCAAAAGACCACCCCCUUUACCUUGGAGCCCUGAAAUUGAGUUCCUGCAUAAAAGAGCUUACACAACCCUGUUAAGUUCUAUAGACACAGCUCUUUAUGCCAGUCUUUCAGACGGCCUCACAGCUCAGGAAGUUUGGACUGCCCUAUAUAAUUUGUUCCAUAGUGACAAUAUGGCUGCAACCAGCAGAUUGUCAAGAAGGUUCCACAACUAUAAACUCAAACCUGGUGUCAAAAUGGGGGAACAUUUGGCAAUGCUUAAAGCCAUGAGGGAUGAGCUUAUACAGAGGGGGGAGCCUGUUUCUGAAUCCACUUUAAUUAGUGUGAUGUUGAACUCCCUAGACAAAUCCUGGAGUCCCUUUAUUAUUUCUCUAGAAGGGGUUUCUAGGGAACAAAGAAAUAUAGAAUACUUUUCUGGCCGCUUUAUUGAGGAAGAUUUAAGGCGCAGAGAUGAGGAACAACAAGAAAUGAAGGAGGCAUAUCACAGGCCUAGGCCUCAGAGGAGGCGCCAGGACACAAGUGAAAGGAUUAAUACCCUUCCCACCUGCUUUGACUGUGGCAUGCAAGGUCACUUUAAAAGGGAGUGCCCUCGCUCUAGGGCCAACACGGCUGGACUUAAGCACAAUAAAAAUAAAAGAGGCCGUGGAAGAGGGGGAGGUGGUCAUAAAGGAUACCAAUUCUGUAGUGUCACUAGUGACAACCACAUCUCCCAGAUAAAGGAUGCUGAGGGGCUGUGGCUCCUUGAUUCAGGUGCAUCAACGCAUAUAGCCAACACAAACCAACAAUUUAAGGUUUUACACCCACUCAAGUCCUCAGUAAAAGUUGCCACUGGGGACAAGGCAGAGGUAACUGGGGAAGGCGUGAUCAAUGUGCCUGGUAUAGGAGAUGUCACAGGGGCACUGUAUGUUCCCUCAAUCAAGAACAACCUUUUAAGCAUCUUAAAAUUGACUGAGGAUAAAAAUGUAAAACUGGUUUUUGAGAAGGGUGGAGGUUAUGUUUUCAAAAAUGGGGGUGUUGUUGGCGAUAUUGUAAAAAUCAGCAAUUUGCCUUAUUUUUCCCCAAAAGCACAGGUCAAAAGGCACAAGAAACCUAACAAGAGGGCUCAGGGAGCUAACGCCCAGAUAGAGCAGAAAGCUUCUGUGCCAGCCCCAGGUUGUCCAAACUCAAGGACCCUGGACCUAAAACCAAUGAAGCUUUUAAACCAGCUCCUAGGACAUCCAAAGCCAUUAAGGCUGAGCCCAUUAAGGUCACAACUCCUCAGCCAACCCUGA